UAAAAGUGCAACCAUGCCUGCACCGGGUGUGUGUAUGAACAUCAUCAACGCUCGCCGCAAGAAGGAUGGUUACGGGACCCCUACCAAUCCUGAAAAGUUCCUCAACCAAGACUUCAUGCAGCUGAAGCAGUACUGUCUGGCCCGGCACGUACGAUUCAUCGAUGACAUGUUCCCCCCUGAUAGAAGGUCCAUCGGAGACGGGAUCCUGAGCCCCUCUGACUUGGCCAGAGUUCAGUGGUUGAGACCAUGGGUGAGUGCGUUAAGCAGUCAAACUUGAUCCGUUUUCUUGCAUCACUGUUAUUUAUACAAUUUAUCCAUACCUUGUAAUAUUUUGCAUUUUGCUGCAACACUAUUAUCUGAGCAAAAAGCUGUAACCCGAACCCGGCCGCUCCAAACAAAACACAUUGAAUUUUUCUUGGAAGUGGGCUCAUAGUAAACUGAUACAUCCUACUGCCCCAAAGGAGGGAUUAUGCACAGAAACUCUAAGCGGUUUACUCUGUGUUUUUAUUAUAAUGAGUUUUUUCAACUCUGUGUUAGAUGACCAAAAUUUACAGUAUUUUCCCAGAGUCGUUAUCCUAGGGAAGAUCUUUUGUAACCCGUCUCCUGUGUUAGGGUCCGACCCAUUUUUGGUUUGACUUUGUCAGGAACCUCUAUUUCAACUAAAUGAAAAUACUACUACUACUACUGAUAUUAUUAUUAUUAUUAUUAUCAUUAUUAUUUUUUAAUGACAAUAAUAAUAAUAAUAAUAAUAAUAAUAAUAAUAAUAAUAAUAACAACAACAAUAAUAUUAAUAAUAAUUGUAAUAAUAAUAAUAAUAAUAAUAAUAAUAAUAAUAAUAAUAAUAAUAAUGACAACAAUAACAGCCAUAAUAACAACAACAACAAUAUAAAUAAAAAAUAUAAUAAUAAUAAUAAUAAUAAUAAUAAUAAUAAUAAUAAUAAUUAUUAUUAUUAUUAUUAUUAUUAUUAUUCCCACAGGGGGAAAUUAGAGUUGCUGUUGACCCGGUUAGAUUAUAAAGCAAUAAUCAGAGCCAAAACUUAAAUCAUAAGUUCACUAUCAGGCAACGCACUGAUAGCCAGAUCCUCUUCCAAUCAAUUCAAUUUCAACUUUAUUUAUAUGGCACUUUUCGUACAAAAGGAAAUGCAAUUCAAAGUGCCUCACAGAGGCUAAAAACAACAACAAUGACAAAAACCUUUCAACACACACACACACACACACACACACACACACACACACACACACACACACACACACACACACACACACACACACACACCCAUGGACCCACACGCACACAAAGACACACACCCAUCCUCACUCACCCACACACACACACACACACACACACACACACACACACACAAACGCACACAGUGUGAGAAUUUAAGAUAUAUUGUUAAAGAGACGUGGCCUGACAACGAGACAUUACAUGAGGAAAGAGCUACCUUUAGGAAACACUGGAGAUAAAAAUGGUGAAAAAAAGAGUAAAACCUGAUGGACUAAAACAAGAAAAUGAUCAUAUUAAAUGAACAAAUAAGUAAAAAGGGGUAAAAGAAGUAAAAACCUGUGACGGGAAAUUAGGAAAAAGACUAAGAACAGAGAUAAUCAAUAGAAUGACAUAAAAUAAACAUUAAGAACUUUGAUUAAAAUGAACAUUUGCAAUAAGAGAAAUCUAAAAUGGCAAUAAGUAAAACGCCUGGUUAAAAAAAGUGAGUCAUUGCAGGAGUGAUGGAGGGAGAUAGGGGUGUGUUGUGUUCAACUGAACCUCGAGGAAAACUCGGUUGUGAUUCAGUGAAGGAAUCUUUUGAACGAAUCUUUCCAGUGAACUGAUUUAAGUGAUUCAGUACAUCUAAAAGAACUGCCUUCCCGUCACUAGUAAGGUAUAACAGUCUCAUCUUUGUUAGACUUGAGUGUAGGGACCGUCUACAAAGUGCAAAACAGAAAAAAAAGAUGAAAUAUUCAAUGACUUCACCCACAACAGGUGCACUUCAUCGUGCUGAUUCUCAGGUACAUAAACAGAAAUGGAAAUAUUUUUAUGUCUGUCGCCUCAGGGAAGGUGUCAGAGUGAUUCACUACGUGAUGCUGAAACAGCUUGUUGUACAUUUGUACAUUCCCCUCUGGCAAAGAUUCACAAUGACUGACGCAUUCGAGUGUAAAAAAGCAGCUGAAUGAGACAAAGGCGCCAUUUACACAUGCGCUUGAAGAAAAUAACACAGAUUAGAGUCGCUGGAUUAUUCAUGGGGGUCAGUAAAAACUGAGAUUUCUUCACAGGAACUCUAAAAACUCUAAAAACUCUAGAGAACUCUUAAUGAGCUAAAACUUUGUCAAUUCCUGUUUGUUAUUCACUGUUUCAGAAACUCGUCCCCAAUCCGUCCUUCACCGUUGAUGGAGUGUCCAGGUUCGACUUUGGUCAAGGUUUAGUAGGUAAGAAAUAAGUUUUUAACAACUAUUUUACAAAUAGUUGAUAUUUGCCACCUGUUAAGACUGUGACCUGCACACAUAUGUACGAUUAUGUUAUCAAAAGCAUCAACCCUCUAGAUCAGCAGGUCAUCCACAUAAACUAAUCCAUCAUCAUUUAAUCUGCACAGCCAUUUUUAUUCGACCAUGUCUUCUUUAUUCAUGUUAAUCUGAUUUUCUAAUUCAAGUAUGACUGUUUUAUUCUUUGUCUAUUUUGACCCAGCCUUCUCUCAACACUAUGACUUUAUUCUCAGCCUCUGUCUUUAAUUUGUACUUUCUUGUAUUUCGUCUUCACUACACAACCAUCUCUGGGUUAAACAGGAGACUGCUGGUUCCUCGCAUCUAUCGGGGCGCUGACGUUCCAGCCGGCUAUUUUCGAGCGAGUUGUUCCUCUAGAGCAAAGUUUUGAGGAGGACUACUGCGGGCUCUUCCACUUUAAGGUAACCCGACCAUAGACUGUAUAUACUAUGGACAACUUGGUUCCGCCUCCCGCCCGUAUGCAGAUUUGAUGUGACGUCAUUACGCUGUAUAUACGCCUCGUUAUGUUAUCAGAGGAGCAGACACGACACCUACAGUUGUGUUUUAUGCCAGAGUGUUAAUAAUGAAACCUCCUGUACUGGCAUCAAUAAAUAAGCCAAAGUCUAAAGAGUGAAGACCGAGUCAGGUCAGAGAGUCACGAUUGGAAUAAGUGUUUACAUGGACGCGCUUCAGAAUAAUGAUCGGCAUAAACCACCCCUCUUGAUCGGAAUACAAUUUCUUUUUUCUGAUUGAGCCGAAUUGGAUCAGAAUCUUUCGACUGACGUGUUUAGCUGACACUUUUUUAUUUUGAACGGGUGUUUAUUCAGAUUAUUUGUGCCCAUGUAAAAGAAACAGUACACACAGGAUCUCGUUUUGCUGUAAAAUAUCUCUUAGUCUCCUCUCUUCUGAUGAACUUCAGUUCUGGAGGUUUGGAAGAUGGGUGGAUGUCAUCAUCGAUGACAAGCUACCAACGAUUGAUGGCAGACUCAUCUUCGUUCACUCCAAAGACCCGACUGAGUUCUGGCCCGCUCUGCUCGAGAAAGCUUACGCAAAGUACGAAACACAAAUAACACUAAAUACUUAAAGAUCCGAUCUGUCUGAUUUUUUAUUAUCCAUUGUUAAUUUUACGAUCGCUCCUGACAGAGUGUGCGGAUCCUACGACGACAUGAACGCUGGAACUCCUGCUGAGGCGAUGGUGGACUUCACUGGUGGUGUCCACGUAUGUGUCCAGCUGACGGAGCCCCCCCAAAAUCUGUGGGAUCUGAUGUGCAGAGCCGGGAAAUCAAAGUCUCUGAUGGGUUGUGGUACACCACAGGGGGUGAGUACAAAGUACAUGCACACAGUACAUGGGACUUUUUAGUUCUUAUUGUUAAGGCUGAAGUUCCUCACAGCUCUUUUUGACAGAUACCGUACAUUCAUCAUCAUCAAUUACUCCAACAUCCUUUUAAUUAACAAAGUGAUUUUAAAACUCUAUGAUCCAAAAACAUCUGAAGUUUAAAAUCUGCUUAAUUUCAUUUUGUUUUCUGUAAUUCAGCCUGAAUCGUCCCUCUAAUCCAGAGGUUAUCGAUCUCUCUCAGUCCUGGAGGUUUAAUCUGGAUUCAUUACUCGUCACAGAGAUAAUUUCUACUGUAUCUAAAUCUUGUAGGAGACACCUGAAAACACUGUGCUCCCAAAUGGACUGGUCCAAGGUCAUGCCUACAGUGUCACCGGUGUCAAACAGGUGAGGGAUCGUUUCAAAAGCUGCGUAACGCGUAUUUAAGAUAAAGUUAUGAGUUAUAUUCUCUGAUACGUGUUGGUUAGGUGAUAAGCAGACAGAAACCUGUGAACCUGGUCCGCCUGUGGAACCCUUGGGGUCAAGGAGAGUGGAAAGGAGACUGGAGUGAUCGGUAAGAGCCAGAAUUAAAUGCCGUUUCAAUAAAAACUCAGAAUUGGAUAUCAUCUAGAGAUUAUUCACUACAGCGAACUAAACCAGAACAAUUACAACAUUCAUAUGUCUUUAAUAAAAAUGAUGACACUGACCUUUUAGAAGCGUUUAGAAACAGAUAAAACAGAAAACAAAAAAGACAAAAAUCUGUUUUUUCUUUAGUUUUGCAUAUUACUGAAAACAGGACUCUACAUGUUUUACUCGAACCCCUGAAAAGACCCUUUUGUUGUCGCUCGGUCUAAACCGGUUUUGGUUUUUCUCAGUAUUGUAGGUUGUUGGCAUUUUGCCAGUAGAUAGUCUCUUACCUUUUACCCCGAAGCCACAACACUGUGCAACAAUUUGUACUUUUUAUUGAGCUCAAGCAACCUGCAACAUCUACCUGCAAAAGAUACCUUUACUUUUAUAUAUAAGAUAAUAAAGAUAGAAUGAAGAGGAAAACAACACAUGGAUAAUAAAUUUGCCCUUUUCUCUUUUCUUGGCUGAUUAUUAAAUAAUGAAGAUCCCCUCUGUGGCAAACCGUCAGUCUUGAGGAUCGUGAGCUGUGCCUCUCUGUGGCUGACGAUGGAGAGUUUUGGUAAGCAUGUUACAAUUACAUUUAAACGAUCUGUAAAACUGGACUCCAGACAUUUUUUUUUCAGUAUUCCUGUGAGAAUGGACAACAGCAGCUGAAAACCACAUUUAUAGAUUGAGCUUAAUUGUAAAGAUAGUUAUGGCUCAAAGUUUUAGUUACACCUAAAUACAAGUAAAUGGUUUUAAUCUCAACAGGAUGACCCUGGAGGACUUCAAAACGUUUUACUCUGACCUGGACAUCUGCUGCAUGUGUCCGGACUUCCUGGACAGUACCUCUUCAUGUCACUGGAAGACGUCCAUCUACGAAGGACGAUGGGUUGCAGGAACCACUGCAGGAGGAUGCAUGAAUAACCUCGGUACUUUCCACUUAGCACAAAAAAUUGUCAUGUCAUGUGCAGAGUAAUAGGUGAACAUUUAAAAUAUGCAUCCAUCCAUGUUGACAAAGGUUUCAGUCUUAAACUUUGUGAUUUUUGCGUGCCAUCGCGUGCCAUCCCUCGUCUCUGCGAAAACAAGAACAAUCAAAUCACACUGAUGUCUAUGGAGGACGAGGACGACCAUGGAUUUUUCUUUUUUUUAUGCACUGUAUCUUGUUAUAACAACUUAUUAUCUCGUUAUGUUGACUUAACAAAGAUCUGGGAACCUCCACACCGUGUCCCAAACAGCCGCUGCAGAACUGAAACUAAAACACAGAAACCUCCGAAAACGAAAUCAUGAAAAAUCUGCUGUACACCUCUUCCCUGUCGUCCUUUUCAUGCACAUCUCUCCAUCGUCCAUUCCUCUUCAAAUAAGAGCCCAAAAACUAUUAUUUCAAAGGGAUAUUACAGCAUAAAUUUAAGUUAUAGUCAAACACACCGUAACACCGAGUUAGACACUCCCCUCAAGAGAUAACUUCUCUAGUUAUACCAACUUCAACAAUGACCGCAUGAUACCAAUUCACAGCGGUCUAUGUCUCCACUCACCAACUUUCCUCCAGCAGCCACUUGUUUGUGGGGGAGCCCUGAUGAGUCGAUCACAGAUUGCAGUGGAGUUUCACAGCUCAAGGAAGAACAUGUUUGAUGGCUAGUACUGCAGCUGUGACCCUAUAUGUCCUGUUGAUGAAGUUAGGUGCUGUUCUGAGCAUUAUUUGUGGCUAUAGAGUGGCGUUUUGGUUGAGGUUUGUUUACGGCUCCUCAGACCGCUGUGUAUUGCUAUCCUGCGGUCGUUACUAAAGUUGGUAUAACUAGAGAAGCAUCAAUCGGCAAAAUUCAUCUCUUGAAGGGUGUCUAACUCAGUGUUACGGUGUGUUUGACCCUAACUUAAAUUUACGCCGGAAUAUUCCGUGAAUAUUUUAGUUUUUGGAUGGAAUAGAUCACUUUAUUGUAGAGAUCCUCUCACGAGCGUUUCUCUUUUCACCCCUCAGAGAGCUUCUGGACUAAUCCUCAGUACCGGGUCAAGAUUGAUAAGUUGUCCAGUGAUUGUGCGACGGUGCAGGGUGAGAAAAACAUGCUGGUGUCUCUCAUGCAAAAGCCCGACAAGAGGAACAGACGUCUUGUUGAAAAUCUCCACAUUGGAUUCUCUAUUUUUGAGGUAAAAAAGUGAAAAUUAAAGUUGUUUUCAUACUAUUCUCAUCAGGUUCUUGAAGAAAGAAAUAUAACAGAUUUUUUCUCCUUUUGUUUUUAUGUGAUCCACCUCUCCCUUCAUUUCUUCAAAGGUGACCAAAGAGGUAAGUAUCAUCUCCACUUUUCAUUGUUGUGCACAGGAAAUGAGCAGCUACAGAGUUACCUAUCAGACGCAUGGAUGUGCGUUUUCUAUUUUUACUCUUUAACAGAAUGAAGAACACGGGGGAAAGUUUCCAGCCUCGUUCUUCAAAAGAAACCAACCUGUCGCGGGGUCGAAAAAAUACAUGAACGCUCGUGAGGUGAUGGAAAUGGUGUCGCUGAAGCCUGGCGAAUACCUGAUCGUGCCGUCCACCUUCAGUCCCAACGAAACAGCAUCCUUCAUUGUUACGAUCAUCUCUAAAGCCGAGACGCACGUCCAGUAAGUUAUUCAUUAUUGAUCUAUGCAUCAGUUUUAUUUUAUAGCUAGUUAGAUGCAGAAGAUCCCUGACAGCGCCUCUAAAUGGUAACAAAGUUAACCAAAAAAGUUCUCAAACAAAAAAAAAAGAAAAUCAAAAUUUCUCAUUUUCACCUGAUUAUGUGAAUUAACAACCUUGCUGAAAGAAAAAUCAAAUGUCAUCAGUAUGGGCUCUAUUUUCAUGCCCGCCGGUGGUGCGGUGGAGGGUGGCGGACCCUGCGCAGUGGUAUUUUCGUCGGGCGGACCCCGGUGCACAGCCAGUUUAGUAUUUUCAUAGCCUGAGGCGCAGCAAAGAUCCACCAAGCUGGGUGUGGUGGUGCAGUAGGGGGAGGUGUCGACAGAAUCAGCUGGCACAGUGACAUUUUUGUGCUCGCCGGCGGCGUGGAAAGUGGCGGCGUAUCGGCAUACCUCACUGAUCCCUCAUCGGCAGGUUUCCACUGUGUCAGGCACAUUUCAGUGCAAUAAAUAAUCAACAACAACUAAUACUCUGGCGUGCCGAAUCUGACUUACGCCGCGCCUACGCCAUGCUGCCGGCGAGGAACGAAAAUAGAGCCCUAUGAGUUUAAAAAGUCGCAAAUAUGAGAAAAAAGUUAUACUAUGAUAAAAAGUGGAAAAUUGUGGAAUAUGCAGCAAGAACAAUCAAGCCUAAUAAGAAUGAGCAAAAAAUGAGUUGUAAAAAUAAGAGAGCUACAAGCGUGAGAAAGUAGGUCAUCAUUGAUAAACAAAGCCAUUACCGUGGAAUAAAAAAUUCAAGUACGGGAUGUUAGCUGUAGAUAUUUGAUGAAAAUUUAACAUAGCAGUCAAAAUUAUGAGAAAAGAAGUCUUAGCUAAGUUGAUCUGAAAGGAAAAAUAAAUUAAUAUAAUGUUAUGAUUUGAAGAGUUGACUGAAUAAAAUGAUUCACCAGCUUAAACUGUGUGUAUCUGAAUGGCAGUAUAUCAUGAGUUUACUGACUUAAUCUGCAUUGAUAACUCACUCCACUUGUGUUUCUAUACAAAGACUCAAAUUUACAGAAAAGAAGUUUUCAGUCAAUUUUCAUCAAACGGGUUGAGAUUUAACCAGACGAUCAGACUCCCUCACUCACUUUCCACUCGGAGAGUUACUGUCUUAUAAUUUCAAAAACCUCAUACUUCAGACUUUUGUAGACAACUUUGACAGUCUAAUCUUAUCUAAACUACCUCUUCAUUAUCCUGAAUUAUUAUUCUCAUUAUCAUUUCACUAGCACCACAGUUUGCUGAUCACCUGAUGUAAUAAUUUGUUUUUCUUCCUGUUAGUGAAAAUUCAGGAGGCCACAACCACGGACAAAUGGAAAGAAUUAAUGUAGAAGAGGUAAGACUUAACAGCGUUUUAUUGUUGCUCAUAUUACGAACAUUACCUGUCUUUUAUUAUCAUUACUAUACAGAAGAUGAGAACGGUCAUGGAUUCUAAAUUUUUUAAUGCACUGUUAUCUCGUGAUAACGACUUAUCUCAAAAUCUCGACUUAAUGACUGUUACACUUUCAACGUGGGAACAUUUUAUUGCCAUUACUGUUGUUAUUUGAUUCGCGCAUGAACAUAACGUGCAUGCGCGUUACAGCGUGCCACAAUCGAGCGCUUUUAAUCGAAAACCUCGACUUGUAUGGUAGAUUUUAUUGAUGCAAAGGUGCAAAAAUGAACUCCUCAAAGACAGAGUCAAGUUGGCAGCCUUCUCGCGAGAUUUUAUUGUAGUUGCAGCAUCAACCACGACCAUCAUCUCAUGACAAAUCAGACGGACCCCCACGCCAAAUAAUCCCAAACAAUUUACAGUCCAACAACAUCAGUAGUUGUUAUCUUCCCGUAAGUGUACUUCACAUUGGUGUCUGAUAGCCAACAAUGUGACUUUUUCUGUAAACAUGUUUUGCUCGCUGACGUUUGACAAGUUCAGGUCAUGGCUUCAUACAUCAUUGACAGUUUCAGUGCGUCAGCUAAUCUGUGUCAAUCCUUCGCAGAACGCUCCGGCCAAAAAUGGAGAAGACACGGAAAAGAAGAGAACCUUGUUCCGCCAGUUUUCUGACAAGGUGAGCUCUCUGUUUACUCUUGCUUCCUGUCUUUCUGCAAACAGUCAGAUUGGUGUAGGUUUACCAAAAUAAGAGUGGUAUCAGUCCUGUUAUCUAACUCGAAUAAGUCUUUCCUCGCUCAUAUUUCCUGGACAGUAUGAAGAGGUCGAUGCUGAGCAGCUCCAAGUGCUUCUGAAUCAAAAGAUCCUGACAGGUUUGGACUGUAAACACCUGCAGUUUAUAGCUCUAUGGUUUCACAACAUCCUCGAGCCUCUGUGUUUUCAGAUUAAGUACAAACAGAGCGUCACUUUCCUUUUUUCUGUUUUAUUUAGGAGACUUGAAGAAUGGAGGCUUUAGCAGCGAGUCCUGCCGCAGCAUGGUCGCUCUGUUCGAUGUAUCCUUUGACUCCAUAUCGAAGAGUCUGACUCUCCUCUCCGACUCUAGAGGAAUCUUUCUAGGUCCAGUAUUUCAUGGUGUGUCAUGUGAUGCUUUAUAACCUUAAUGACGGGUUAAAAAGACGUCAAUCACUGGAAGACUGAAUGGUGAGGAGUUUGUCCGUUUGUGGAACAAGAUCAUCCUGUACAAGGUAGAGAAGACGAACAAACGAGUAAAGGUUUAAAGAUUUGAGUUGGCCUGUUGAGUAAGAGUGCAUCAUGAUAUGAGGCUUUAAUCGUGUUUUAUCUGUAUUUCUUUUGAACCAGGAUGUUUUCUUUCGGAUGGAUGUCUCACAAACAGGAACACUCUCCCUCAGCGAGCUUCGUAAUGCACUCAUGGCUUCAGGUAGGUGAACAAUCCUUUAUUUUUGUCGAUUAUCAACAGAACUACAUAUUCACAGUCACCAUAGUCAGGCUACUCCUCUAUUUUUCUCCUCUGAUGACAUCUUUGACAUCAGAAAUGUCCCUGGUCCGAGGGAUCAUGAGUUGAAUACAUUGUGUGUUGAGGUCAUGGACAUUGGCUUUGACUCUCAUUCCUGGGUGUCUGACUUUCUAACUGAGCAGAGAGAAGGCCUUUAAACUCACAGAAAAUAACAGAGUACAGACUCACUGAAGCUUUAGGCCACAUUCCUGGUUUUGUAAAAAUUCUUGCCAUAGUUAGGGGCAGGUGUUUUCUCACCACUUCCAACGAUUAGUCUACAAUGUCAAUCAUUCAGAGGUGAACGGAUUUUAUGAACUUUUCUGACACUCCAAGCCUCGAGUGAUGCCGCUGCCAGAGCCUCAGGAGGAGGAGGUCAGACGAGAAAAUUAUACAAUGGAGGUGAAGAUAUUUGCACCAAAGUCAUUACAGUCUUUAGUUCUUGACAAACAACUCCACAGAGUCUAGCGAGCCAUCCAGCCAGAAACCAGAUACCACUCAUCUUUCUUGAUAUCAAAAACUUCGCUGAUGUCUCGACAGACGAAUCACUUCUCGUCUUGUCUUUUUUCCAACAGGAAAGAGAAUCAGCGAUGAUAUGCUGAACUUGAUGGCUCUGCGUUACGGCUCCUCCUCUGGACAGAUGUCACUGGAGAAUUUCAUCAGUCUGAUCCUUCGAUUUGACUGCAUGUACCGUAAGUGAAGUUUGUUUAUAUUACUGCCGUUAGAAGUACAGAUGAGGAUUAGGAACAACAGUGAAUAAAAAUAUAUAUGUUAUUACAUGUUAUGGUACCAGACAGGGAUGUCAUCUUUGUUUUCUGUGAAAGAAAAAAGAUACAAAAUAAAACGAGAUUUUAAGAGAAUAAAGGGAAAGUUUUGUGAGAGUAUGUCGUAACUGUUUGAGAAUAAAGCAGUAAUAUUUACAGUCUUGACAUUUAAAAGUAAAUUUGUAACAUUAUAAAAAUAUAAUUUACAAGAAAAAACUGCUUUUGUUUCGUCAAUGCGGCCCUACUGUAAGAUGUCACUCUUGUUGUGGCGUGUCUACGGGGACCGGGUUAGGUCAGUUUGUAGCCAAAUAUAGCUAACUAGGGUGCAUCUAGUUUGUGUAGACCAAUGAUAAAGCCGAUAUUAUAGAGUCAUUUAUUAACUGAACAUACCUGAGAUCCUGCGCUUGAAGCAUUCAGCCAUGAACCACCGCUGCUCUUUGUGAGACUGUACAGUUUCAGAAAACUUCUAUAAUUUUAUUUACAUUUUGUAAAUGCAGACAAAUAUUGUAAAAGCAAAAAAGUUUUUUAAAUGCAAAGAAAAGUUUUGUAAAGGCAAAAAAAAUACCUCAUUUUCUGUAUAUUUUACAUUUAUGAUUAAAUUUGUUUGUUUCUGUUUACAACACCUCACUUAAGUUAUAAGCUGUGCUCUUUAGCAGACUAGCAUCACGUAAAUUUAAGUUAGCUGACACAGCAAACAUAUCAUCAGAGUUUACAGGCUACUGCCUUCAAAAUCACCCGUGAACUGGGGUAAUAAAAUGUUUUUAUUGUAUAAAAACUUCGUAGAACUAAGUUUUAACAUUUUCUGUAAGAUUACAAACUUCAAUUUUCUCAACAGUGUUUAACUUUGACAUUUCUGAGCUGAUUAAAUAAAGACGCCCUCUUGUGUUUUUGCCAUGAUAACACGUUGUGUCCCUCUUCGUAGAAAUCUUCGGCCAGUUGUCAGACAGGAUGGUUCUGACUCUUCGUGAAAAAGAGGUAAAGACAUUUUUUCUUACUUUGUAUUAAUUUUCUAGAAUUUUGUAAAAAUCUACAGUUUAAUUUUUACUCUCUGCACACCUGUAGAUGUGAAUCAUCUCUCAUUUGCUUUGAUUAAAGGAUCUUUAUCAUCUCCUUCUCUCUACUUUCAGUGGCUGUACCUGUCCAUGUACACCUAAUCUGUCGGAGAGGAUGAACAAACAUAUAUUCUUCUACACUGAAGCUGUAACGCUGCUUGACACAUUCAAACAUUUAGUGGGGUUCAGGGUUUAUUUUAAGGGUGUAGUGAAACCUCUCUGUCUGUAGUCCUCGCAGAGAGAGUUGUUCCAAUGAGACGAAUAUUUAGGGUGCAGCGGUCGGUGUAAAUUUGUAAAAUCUUGUAAACACAACACAGUCCAGUAUCAUCAUCCGAUCACUAAAGCCACUAAAGCUCUGGACACGACUGAGGACUGUCCGCUCAGGUGAUUCACUCUGUAUUAACUAUUUUUGUGCACAAGUGAUAAACGAGUAAGAUUCAAAGACGAUGUUUCGGACUGAAAACUUACAGAAACCUCCUGUAGAGUUUUGAGUUUCAGAGAUUAUCUCACUCUGUUCAUUUUUGUAAAGCAGCAUUAGGAAAAGAAGAGUUUGUCCUCGUGUCCCCAGUGAGGCACUGACAGAGCAAGACUGCCACCUGUUGGUGAAAACAAGUCUUUGCUGGAGAUGCGGGUAAAUGAAAGGUGCUAAUACUCCAAACUUUUGCUCUGAUUACUAAAACUUCAUCAGGUGUAGGGGUGCUCUUAUGUUUCAUUAUUUUAUGUGAGUUACAGGAUUUAUGUUCGGAGUUUAUCACUUUAGGAUAAAACUAAAUAUUUUAAUAAUUAUUGGAUGGGUCUUUAUGAAUAUGGGAUUAUUUAGAUAUCUGUAUCAACAUUUAUAUAUCUCCACAUUAAUCUCUGUUUUAUAUCAUUGAUUAGUUAUUUCUUCUUGCUCGGCUCAGAAUAAACUUUUUUCUCAGGAUUUCUUUGUCACAGAAAAUCAAGUUUUGUUAUCUUGAGGUAAAUAAGAGAUAAAUAAAUCAGUCAAGAUCUCAAGUAAACAGCUGGUAUGAAGAUAACUCUUCGGCACGCUGUGAUUUUCUUCUUGAAAACUUUUAGGUCAGUUGCCUGUAAACUGUUUUGACCCUUCGGUGAACAAAAUGUGAUCACUUUGGUGAACUUGUGAUGUAACUGUCUUUACACAAACUUUUGACAGGGUUUAAAAACAGACAAGAGACUGAAUAGAUUGAACUUUGAAAUAUACGUAACUGUCCUUUUUUAUUGUGAAUCUGUCUUGGAAAAAUACAUUUCACAUGACUCCUUAUGCGUGUAUUUCAUUCAUACUCUGUGCUCUUUUAAUAAAAUUUGAUGUGUAAAGCAUUCGCAGGAUUUAAACAUUUUUAAUCAAAAUAUUCAAAUCUAAUCAUGUGAGAUCGCUGUUCUGUCUUUUGUUUAUGUUUCUGUUUUUAUAAUUUGUGUUAGUCAUUAUAUAUUUCAAAUGUGACCAAACAGAAGCAACUUGAAACUUAUUGUUUCUACUAACUUGCAAAUUGCACCAAUGGAGAGAUGAUGGAGAAGAGUUCAAACUAACGCAAAGUUUUUAAGGAGAGAAACACGACAACAGAGGAUCAGCUUUGUGUCCUCAAAAAUCUAAAAUUUCUCCAAUGGGAGGGAAAUUCGUCUUCGUUGCACUGUUGACAUGUGGGGUCGUCACAUGAAAAUGAACACGAGCAAAAGUUUUAGGGGUUUGCAAAAAAGUGAAGACCAAAGAGGAAUAAACAUAGACUGUAUAUACAACUUGGUUCUGCCUUCCCUCAUUUUGCGAAUUUUUGAGUACAAAUUGCUCUCUGUAUUUCGGGGAUUUUCUCCAUUUCCUGAAACCACCACUUGCGCAGUAGCGUGGUACGCAUUCAGCAGGAGAGUCGCUGAGAGCUAUGAUAGAUAGAUAGAUAGAUAGAUAGAUAGAUAGAUAGAUAGAUAGAUAGAGGGGAAAUUCCUUUUCACAGACACUGGCAUGGACACAUAGACUGAAGGACAACAAGGCACAUGAUAAGAGACAGAGCGGCACACGGGACAGUAGUAGAGAAGUAUGGGUUGAAUGAUGCUGGUGUAUGACAGUAGGAGAAGUUUUGGUUUGACAGACAGGGAACGGAGCUUGCGGAGGAUGUGGAGUCUUUGCUGGGAACGUUUAUGGAUAUCAGUGACAUGUUGUUCGAAAGUGAGUUAAUGUCAAUUGUGAGUCCAAGAUAUUUGAAGUGAUCAACACGUUCGACUGCUUUGUUGUGUAUGGUAGUGAGUCCCAGGUCCGAGGUGUGUGAUUGUGUGUGUAUGAGUAGUUGUUUUGUCUUGUCCACAUUCAGCUCCAGAAAGUUGUCAGAGCACCAGUUGGUGAAGUGGAUGACAGACUGGUGGUAAGAAGUUAUGGAGUUAUUGUCCUUGAGGAGAGCAAGAAUGGCAGUGUCAUCUGAAUAUUGACGUUGCUUGGCUCAAACAGCGUAUGAGCUACACAAUCUUCGUACAUCAUAGGCUGUAUCAGGUGUCAAUCAUAGAAAACAUGAACCUCCUAAUAACUUUUAAAAAUGAAGCUGAGCACAAAAAUGAGCACAAACCAGUCUGACAGUAACUACAUGUCAACAUCACAACCAGGGAGUAGAGAAAAAUUUAUAUUCUGUUAAAUUAACUUAUAAAGUUUGUCCUCAGCUCCAUAGGGAUUUCUGUAGGAGGCUGGAUUUAUGACCUAUACUGCAGCCCGCCACCAGAGGGUGCUGUUCUCCUGUUGGCUUCACCUAGCAAGGAGGCAGACGGCGCCCAUUUUAUAUAGAGUCUAUGGGAAUAACUCAUGAAAAUAGCAGCCUGUAAGGAUGUGACCUAGAUUCACAAAAUCAGCACCGAAGAUAAAAUAAAAUAAAAUAAAACGUAGAUUGUCAUGAUAUUUUUCAACAAUCACACUUGAAGAAUACAGUGCAGAUCUGCAGACAAGAAAGUAAAGGAAAAGAGAAACAGUAUGGUAAGUUUUCUGUUCUUUUCUAACCUCAAGUUACAAAGUAAUUAGGAUAAAUCAUAGCAAAUAAAAAAGGUAAAUUUAUUAGAAAUAAAGCUUUAACUUUCCAUUCUCAUUUCCAUGAUUGUUUGUAUUCUUAUUUAUUAUUUAAAGACAACAGUUAAGACCAACAUCAUGAGAGAUUAUCCAACCUUUAAAGUGUCUGAAACAAACUAGCAGAGGGAUUAACAUCGAAAUUCUCAUUGCCAAUGUGAAGAUCAGUGACCUGAGAUCAUGAGGGCACUGAGUUCAUUCUGACCUGAUUUCUGCAUUUUAAUUUUGAAGUGAAAGAUAACCGGAGUGUCCUGUUUUCGAAGGGUCCUGGUUCAGCAUUUCAUAAUUCAUUCCUCUGGCAUGCCAACACCAGUAGCCUGAGGGGUUUUGUAGGCGCUUAAAAAGACCUGGAGCUCCACCUCCAGAGACACAUUCACCUAGUGCCUGGUAAGGUAAGAUGUAGCUCUUUAUCUUUCACAUUGUGAUGCACCUUUUUUGUAAAUUAUGUUAUAAUUAAAACUGUCAGCCAAGUUUCUAAUGAUGUUUCUAAUGACCUGCUUAAUGAUGCUGGUCUAAACCACUAACAAUCUAAUAGCCUCCGCAUUAACAUUCAAAGAUACUGUCUGGAUCUAACCUUCGGUACAUACUGAAGCCCCAUGAGGGAUUUUUUUUAUGUUGUGCACACAAGAUAACUACUCUGUUGGAAACUCUUGUCUUUCACGGGUAGGUCGAGAAUCAAAGUCGGUCAUAAAGUCGUUUCAGAUCUUCAAAUUUAAGCUCUUUUCACGUCCCAGAUUUGAUAAAUACUUUCACUUCAUCAAAAUCUCACCUGCAGAAUGACUGUCACUGAGGUAUGAUGGUAGGAUAAACUUGCCCUACUUUUGUGCAUGAUUGUUUACCUUUAGCAUUUGACGCAACACAAAGGUGUGUUAAGAGUGCUGCUGCAAACUUGCGCCAUGCAAAGAGCUCGUAUUCGCAAAGCCCUGCACAAAUGUGUAUAAUGAAUCAGUUAUUUUAUGCAUGGAAGUACUGGCUGUAUGCAGCAGGGAAAGGAUGAAACUUAAGUUUGUUUGAACAUCUCACUGAGCUCUUCCGAAUGACAGUAUGAAACAUAAGCAUUCAAGCGGCCUCUCCCGCCGCAACCUUUUCAUUUCAUUUCACCCUUUUAAGCUCCUCCCAUCAAAUAAUGCAUUAAAUACUCACACACAUACAUUGUGCCAAGUUUAAGCUGGAAAGUCAAGUUCGUCAGCCAAGGCCAAAACAAACAAUGGGUUUUAUUCAUCGGCCUGUUUUGAGUUAGAGGAGAUAAAAUAGGUGAGUUGUUGAUGUGAAAACAACUUAAUUGCUCGAUGUUGAAACUUGUGAAGUACCACUUCACACACGUACCCCUGAGGUUUAAUAAUGAAUGCAUCACCUUAAAAAAACACCUGAGGGGUGCGUCUAGGAAGGCAGGACAUGACAUUAAAUGCAGAGACAGGGACUUGCUCAAUCUCCUGUCCUGUCCACUCAAAACAAUGAUAACAACAACAACAACAACAACAACAGGAUUAAUCAUAAUAAUGAUAAUAAUAAUAAUAACAAUAACAACAAUAAUCACAAUAAUAAUAAUAAUUGUAAUAAUAACAACAACAACUAUACUACUGCUAAUACUAUUACUACUACUAAUAAUAAUAACUAUUAUUAUUAUUAUUACUUCAACAAUUUUAAAUAAUAAUAACAAAUAAUAACAAUAAUAAUAAUAAUAACUAUUAUUAUCAUUAUUUUUAUAAUUAUUAUUACAACAAUUUUAAAUGAUAAAAAAAUUAUAGUAAUAACAACAACAACAAUAGUAGUAGUAAUAACAAUAAUAAUAAUAGUUAUUAUUGUUAUUAUUAUUAUUACAAAUUAAAUAAUAAUAAUAAUUGUAUAAAAAUAAUAAUAAUUAUAGUUAUUAUUAUUAUUAUUAUUAUUAUUAUUAUUAUCACAACAAAAAUUCAAAAUAAUCUAAGGAAUAAGAAUAAUAAAAAAUGUAAAUAAAUAAAUAAAUGCAUUUAUUAGAAAUGUCUUUUAAGCUUGUUUGUAGUUUUGUAAUAGCUGAGUGGAACUUGUUGGUAGCUAAUAAUAGUAGCUUAUUGUACAGCUUUCGAUUGAGUUAAUAAAGAGCCUGUAGAAAAAACUUGAGUGUCUGGUUAAUCAAGAAUGUGGCACCUUUUUUAAAUGUCAAUUAUUUGUUCGUUACAUGGUUUGUAAACAGAUUGAAUUAAACUUUUUCCUUUCACUAGAUGUUUUUUUUUUCUUUUCUGUGCAGAUCUUGAACAGCAUAAUGCCUCCACCUGGUGCAAAUAUUAUUGAUACGCGUCGCCAGAAAGCCGGCUAUGGAACUGUUGCCAACCCAGAAAAGUUCCUCGAUCAGGACUACGUGCAGCUGAAAAAAUUCUGUCGCACCAGGUGCCGCAGAUUCGUUGAUGACAUGUUCCCCCCAGAUAAGACAUCCCUCGGUGAAGAGAUUACGAGCGUGCGGACCGGACAAAUUAAGUGGAUGAGACCAUGGGUGAGUGUUGCAUAAAACAACCAAACUCAAUGUUAUAUCGUAUCACUCUCAAAGUUUAUGGUUUUGUGGUUUAUAUACAAAAAACCUUUUAAUAUCAGUCAAUAGCUAUUAGCUAUUGAUGGCAUUUGGGAAAAUCACCACGUCGCUUUGUUUUGUUAUGUCUGUGUAGUCAACAUUUUAACAUUUCAACAAACGAAGCCAUUCUCUGGUCCACAUCCUUGAAUAAUGUGCAUGAGCCUAAACAAAAGUUAGCGUGCUACAAUAACAGACUGUAGAAACGAACCAGAAAGUAUGGAAAAUUGUCUGAAUCCUCCUUUUGCCACGACUGCCGACACAAGCAAGAGAACCAAGUAAAUACCGGAGACUCUGGCAAAAACAACAAGCACCACUGUGAUCCAGAACACACAAAAAUAAAGGUGUUGUUGGAAUUUUCAAUGCUGAAAGAUAACCAAUGGGUGGCACAGUGGUGAAGAUGGGUGGUACAGUGGUGUAGUGGUUAGCACUGUCACCUCACAGCAAGAAGGUCCUGGGUUUGAAUCCAGGUCAGGGCAUUUCUUGUUUGAGGAACAUUAUGAACAGUGAACAUACCAGUUUAAACACAAAUAAAAGUUAAUAAAAGACACGUAACAGUAAAAGUUUUGGUGUGAAUCACAAUAUAAGGGGGGACAUGAGCUGCUUGGCGGAGGUCUGCGCUCUCCGGGUGCUUUUCUAGUUACAUUUUGAAGAUGAACUUCUCAAAAGGACUCAAGUUUAAUUGAAAAAGUGAGAGCCUAAACGCACGCACUGCUGAAUCUUCCAGUGUUGCUACAGUGUUAUUUUGAAUUUCCGACAUCCAUUAUCUUUGUAGUUGUUUGUGAGACAUGAUGUGGUCGGUUUUGGCUCUCAUCUCAAAGAUGAACACAGCUACAAAACAGAUGGGUGUAACAUCAAUAUUAUUGAAUUUCAUAUUGAAUUUGCAUUUGGGGAUCAAUAAAAUUCUUCUCAUCGUAUCUUUUGACCAAAAAUUGGAAUUUCAUCAAUUGCUGUUUGUCUGUUGUUCCCUUUUUUUUCAGGAAAUGACUUCUAAGCCAUUAUUUAAUGAGGUUGAGGGGGUCUCCAGGUCUAACUUUGUCCAAGGCCAACUUGGUAAGAAAUAUUCUUCAUAAUGCAGAAACUGGUUUUAAAAGAACAAUCUAUAUGAGGGUUAGCUGGUAUUACCCUGUAUUUUGUAAUACACAAUCUGGACAUGAUGGCGAUGUUUUACAUAUUUUUUUCAACUUUUAAUAGUGUAUCGUUCUUUAGUCUAAACAGUUCAAGUUUCUGAAAAAAAGGGUUGGUGCUACCUUUAUUUUUUCUCCAGGAGACAUCUGGCUCCUGGCACCGAUUGGAGCGAUGACAUUCAACCAAUAUUUCUUCGAGCAAGUCGUCUAUCCUGACCAGAGUUUUGUUGAGGAUUACUGCGGGCUCUUCCACUUCAGGGUAAAUCAACAAUUGUAAUUUAAAUGUAAAAAUUGUUCACGCAGCAUCUCAACAUGCUUUUGUUUCUCUCUUUACCUCAGUUCUGGAGAUUUGGAAAAUGGGUGGAAGUCGUCAUUGAUGACAUGCUCCCAACGGUUGAUGGCAAACUUAUCUUUGCAAGCUCCAAGAACCCAAAUGAGUUCUGGCCUGCUUUACUUGAGAAAGCCUAUGCCAAGUAUGAAACACAGUGUUUAAUUUACAUCAUCUGGAAAUGAGAUGUGCCUUUCACUUUUUGGUUUGAAUAUUUAUUGGUAAACUGAAAUUGCUCCUGACAGGGUCUGCAAUUCCUACAGUGGCUUGAAUGGUGGAUAUCCUGCUGAUGCUUUGGUGGACUUCACUGGUGGUGUUUACAUUCAGAUCCCAUUGGCAGAACCACCAUCUGAUCUGUGGGAACUGAUGAGCAGAGUGGGACAAUCCAAGUCAAUGAUGGUUUGCAGUUUACAGUUCGUAAGUUCCAGCUGAUAAUAAAACAGUAAAACACAAAACAUGCUCAGUGGUUCUGAGCUACUCCCCCUAAAGUCAGACUUAGUAUUAAAUGUCCUGAAGAUUGAAGAACUUUUUCCUGUAUUUUUCAGGUUCUUCUUUUGUCAGUUUCUACAUUUCAAGACCUUUUUUUUGUUUCUGGUAGUUUUGGUGCUGUGGGCAGGCACCAGGUCCUGCCAGCCCCUCCGUAAAGCUUCUCAGUAGAGAGUGCUCUAAAAUCUCCUGGUAGACUUUAGGCUGCGUUGACUCUGGGCUGGAUUAAACUCAACACAGUAGACCAGCAGCAGCAUAUAACAUGACAUCCCAAAUCAUCACAGACUGUGGAAACUACGAUCCGGACUCUUAGCAUUUGGUUUCUGUGGUUUGACUCUGGGACCUUGAUUUACAAAUAAGAUGAAAAAUUGACUUUCAUCUGAGCAGACCAAUAGACUGCUCUUUUUCUUCUUAGCCCAGGUGAGAUGCUUCUGGCAUCGUCUCUAGUUUAUUUUCCCUUUCCAGUCAACUUUCCAUGAAUCUGUUCUGAGAGCACACCUUGUCCUGAAACUAGACAUCGCCCUCAAAGACCUGAGACCAUCCAUCCAUUUAUCUUCAACCGCUUGUCUGGGGUCGGGUCGCGGGGACAGCAGCCUGAGCAGAGAAGCCCAGACUACCCUCUCCUCAGCCACCUCAACCAGCUCUUCCCGGGGAACCCCAAGGUGUUCCCAGGCCAGCUGAGAGACAUAGGGCUCUAUUUUUGUGCCUCGCCGGAGACGUGCCGCAGGCGCACCGCAAGUCAGGUCUGCCACCCUGACAAGGCGUUCCCAAGCACAAUUUGGUAUUUUGGUGAGCGGUGCAGCCCGGCGUAAGUAUCCCCCCUCCCUAACUCAGCUCCUCCCAGCGGCGUAAGUCGUAGCAAGGGAGGAGAGAGGGCGUGGAGUGGGUUUAACACAGCCGAGACCUGUUUUCACCAAUUACAUAAGCUCCUCUCCUUGCCUUUAAAUCCGCCACCGGCGAGGCGUAUUACUAUUUUCAUGAAGUAGUCAAAGAGAUUGAGAGAUGUCUGAAGAUAGUAAUGCCACACGAUGGCGACAGAGGGCAGCUCCUCAACAAGUGUCACUUUAAGCGCUGCAUUGGGCGUCCUCCACACUCUCUCAUAUGAGCACCGAUGGAUGUGGUGUGUGUAACGUUGGACCCACUGGUAAGACAAACACCCUUUUCCACAAAUAAAGACACUCAAAUAAAGUUGCAUAUAUUCAAACCUCACGUGACAAAGGUGGGUUGAGCGCACAGAUCACAACAUUAACUCCAAAAAUGGCAUAAAAAUCGGAACCAUCUGUGCGUAAAUGACGCAUCGCGCUCCGUGGCCUGGCUCUUUCUUUCAUAGAUGUUGGCUUAUAAAGUAAAUUUGACUCACAAAACUGAAUAUUAUAAUAUCCAUAUGUCGGCUUAAAGUAAACAACUCAUCUGAUCACUGAAACAAAUCAUCUGAUCAGCCGCUGCAGCGGGACGGAGAGAGGACAUGGAGACAUGUCCAGGUCCAGCUGCACCAGAAAUAAGAGGAAGAGGAAGAAAGAAAAGGAGGGAGACGAAUUACAUAUCUUAUUGACUUCAUCAUGUGUGUAUAUUUACUAGAUAUUUAAUUCAAUUUAAUGUGGUUUCAGCUGUGUUGAUUCGGUCAGGUUGUGUGUCCAAACGCGUGCCAAACGCGCUCAUCAGAUCAGAUAUAGAUCAGAAUAUAUCUAUAUAGAUCUAAAUAUAUGUGCUGACUCAGAUUAAUAGUUGUUGAUGAUUAUUUAUUGCACUGAAAUGUUCCUGACACUGUGGAAACCUGCCGGUGAGGCAUCAGAUACGCCCCCGGUCUACCAAAAUACCACUAGACCAGCUGCGCUCCGCCAUGCGCUGAAAGCUGACCAGGUUUGAAUCGGCGAGCUUUCAGCGCACUUUACUGGUGGCGAGCACGAAAAUGUCACUGCGCCCGCUGAUUCUGUCGACACCUCCCCCCUGCCACGCCACCAUGCCCAGCUUGGCGGAUCUUGGUUCGCCUCUGUCCAUGAAAAUACCAAACUGGCUGUACCCCGAGCUCCGCCAGACGAAAAUACAACUGCGCGGGGCUCGCCGCCCUCCGUCGCCUCACCGGCAUGCACGAAAAUAGAGCCCAUAGUCUCUCCAGUGUGUCCUAGGUCUACCCUGCGGUCUCCUACCAGUGGGACGUGCCCUCAACACCUCACCAGGUGUCCAGGAGGCAUCCUGAUUAGAUGCCCAAGCCACCUCAUCUGACUCCUAAACCCUAACCCUAUCUUUAAGGGAGAGCCCAGCCACCCUGCGGAGGAAACUCAUUUCGGCCACUUAUACUCACGGUCUUGUUCUUUCAGUCACAAUCCACAGCUCUUGACCAUAGGUGGGGGUAGUAAAAUAGAUCGACUGUAUGUCGAGAGCAUUGCCUUUCAGCUCAGAUCUCUCUUUACCAUGGCGGAUCUGAGCAGCAUCUACAUCACUGCUGAGACUUUGAUUUUGUCCUUCACAGACCAGGACUUGUAAAAAAGUUGCUUUUGCCCAUUUCUGACAGUAGAGCCAAAGUCUAACCCAUCACAUUGGGGGUUAGGGUGUCAAGCUCACACCCAUACAAACAAAAGUUUUUUUUCUGUUAACUCUAUUUAUUAUUUAGUGGGAAACAAGUACUUUUCUGAAUAGUGACUGUAUCUUUGUGUCGUAGGGUGGAUCUAAUGACCCAAUUCUACCAAAUGGAUUGGUGCAAAGUCACGCCUACACAGUCAUUGCUGUGUUUCAGGUGAAUUUUCUAUUUGUUUUCAAAGUUUUACAUCAAACACUUAACAACAAUGUAGUUGGUAUUAAUGGUUAUGUUCACUGAUAACUGUUGGUCAGGUGACCAGCAAGGGGAAACCUGUAAACCUGGUGCGCUUAUGGAACCCGUGGGGUCAAGGAGAGUGGAAAGAAGACUGGAGUGAUCGGUGAGGAACCAAAACAAGCUUUGACCAAAAAUAACAUACAAAUUAUCAUACAUAUAAACGAGUGACACAGCUGUGAGUUUGUUCAUUGUCCUGAAGGAAGAAUCACUCCCCUGCCCUGAAAAACUCACCUCUCUGUGUGUUGCCGUCGGCAGAAACACCACAGCAGCGAGCAGCACGCCCGCUGAACGAGUGCGAGUCGUCAUUCUUUUAUAUUGCGGAAAGUGGAGAAAUUAAAAAUAAAUAACCAUGGCAGCUGUCGCAGGGAUUCUGAUACUUUUAAAGAUAUCAAAUAGCAUAUUGCUUUAAAUCGGCUGAAAUUAAAUCCUUCUUGCAGGAAAGUUUGUUCAUGUGUAUUAAUGUAGAGGCGCCAUAAUGACCUGUUUAAUCUUAGCCUCAGUGAACGAACCGCUGCUCUACUCUACACCCCUCUCUCCUCGGCCUGCCUCGAGUCAUUCGGAAGUCGUUCGUUUCGUUCACAGUCUGACUGAUACAUAUCAUUCAUUCACUGUGAGCAAAUCCCGAGACUCCGCCCAGUGGCAGUUCCACUUCCGACCAGCAGGUCAGGCUCGUGACUAAGCUCAACUGAACUGAGAAAGGAAUGAAUCAGGUCUUGGAGUGAUUCCAUUCAUGUUAUUCACUCAGCAGCUCCGUUCUUUUGAGUGAUACGUUUAUGAACGACACAACACUAGAAUUGACCAAUACCGAUAUUGAGCCGAUAUUGGCACAAAAUUGUGCAUGGCAAUUUUUGCACUCAGCUGCAUUUUCUUUUUCGGACUUCAACAAAAAAUACUUCCACACAGCCGACAUCACUCCUACUCCUUGCUACCUUGUUAGUAUGUUAGUACACACAGUUGUUGUGAUCACGAGGGCUCUGCAUGCUGGAUCUGGGCGCUGCUAGCUUGAAGUGCCGGAGUGGAGUCUGGAAUGGACUACUUGUAUUGGAAUGCUGAUAUCAGAGAUUUUAGAUGCAGGCCGAUAUAAUCCAAUAUUCACUCUUUGCUGAUAUCGGACCGGUAUCUGAUAUCAAUAUGGGGUCGGGACAUCCCUAAUAACUAGUAUUUUGUUAUGAAUGAUGCAUGAACUUGGGUCAAGUGGGUUCUUGGGGGUGGAUCAGAAAAGCUAGGUUCUCCUCCCUCAGAGAACCCCGGAGCCAACAAAAACCCUGAAACAUUUUUGGGUUUUUUUGCCUUGUCAAUAACUUCUAUCCAUCCAAACCAACUCUUGGAUAUGUGGCAACAGACUGAUUAGAGGUCCUUUAGUAUCAAGACUGAAAUGUGUCUUUUGGUGAAUACAUUUGCCUUUUAUGUUCAGUAAAAAAUCAGGCAUUGCUGGUAUUGCGCUAUACUACUGUAUAGUGUUCAAGUGUUCAGCAUUGGGGUGCUGCUGGCCUGGGGGCCUAAGGUAUGGAGGUUAUCCCUCAAGAAGCCCUCAUAAGUUUGUCUCCAGUUUAUGAUUCCUUUUCUCCAGUGUCCUGUCUUCUCUUCAAAACUAGCUUUAAUACAACUUUUCAGUUUUAGAGUUAAAUGUCAUCUUUGCAUUAUUUUUAAUUGAAUAAGGAUUUUUAAUGAUUUGCAAAGCACCCAAACCCUUUUUUAAUUCACUUUUUCACCUUGUCCCAACAGUGUGUAUCUGACAAUACAGGAAAAGGAAUAUAUUAAUCAUAAUAAAACCACCUUUUCUCUUUCCUCUGGUUCCUUGCCUUAAAGGUCACCUUUGUGGGACACCGUCAGUCCUGAGGAUCGUGUCAAAUGUCUGUCUGUGGCUGAUAAUGGGGAGUUUUGGUAAGCACACAUAAACAAUAACUUUAAAAAUAUGAGGCAUGUUGCAAAUGUUAUGUACCAAAUUCAUUCUAAAAGAUGGCUGCAAGCCUUCAAAGAGCCUAGAUUAUGUGCUAAAGUACUUUUUAAAAACAAUAUAAUACAGAAUCUACAUGAAUAGUUUUUGUGUUGAAAUAUAAAUACCAGGGGCCUGUUCUACGCAGCAAGUUCAACCUAGCGAGGUAGCUCGAAGGCUACCUCGCGCAACUUAGCGCUCGGUGAGUUCAAUCUGGAACCUACGUUGCCAUGGAGACUUGCCUCGCUAAGAAGUGAACCCGCAUCGUAGAACAGGAAACCUUGAAGUUACCUCACUAAGCUGUAAUCCUGCUUCGUAGAACAGGCCCCUGGGUUACUUCAGUGACACCUGUUGAAUGUAUUGCUUGAUUUUAUAUAAAACAAAAUUACAUUGUUAAAAGUUUAUAACCUAUCCCUGAUCUAAACAGCAUGAGCUUUGAGGACUUCCAUAAGAAUUUCACAUAUCUUGACAUCUGCUCUGAGUGUCCUCGAUUCCUGGAUAGAAGCUCCGAAUGCCGUUGGACGGCAUCUUCGUAUGAAGGACGCUGGGUUGCAGGAAGCACAUGUGGGGGAGCCACUCCCCGAUUUGGUACUUCAAAAAGUUUAAAACUUACACAAGAAUUUUUGGUAACAAGAUUUAGUUCGUUUGAUCUCACUGUGACCGCGCUCAUGCUGAUGAACUCCCCCCUCCUCUGCAAAUGGAACUUUUGUUAAAUGUGGGAUUACCGUUUAAUCUUCACUGUCUCUUUCUGAUUAAGAUUUACAGCCAGGGUGGCUCCAGCGCGCUUCCACAAAACAAACAAACAACCAAAAAAAAAAAAAAAAAACAAUACAAAAACGGUGUCUGUCUGUCUCUCCCUUUGAGGACAGACCUGACAAAGAUUGCAUACUUUUAUGAGCUCUUACAAACCUGCAGUGUGGGGGUGUUUUUCAUCAUGCUUUACCUCCAAAAAGUCAGUAAAUCAUAAAAAAAUAUGUUUAUGCCAUUAAACAGGUUGAAAAGACAAUAACUGGUUGCCCCCCUUUUCACCUCUCAGAUACUUACUGGACCAAUCCACAGUACCGGGUCAAGAUUAAGAAGUUUUCCAGCAAACCUUCUGCGUCUGAGGGUGACAAAAAUGUGCUGGUGGCUCUCAUGCAAAAGCCUGACGAGAAAUACAGAUGUUUGGUCAAGAACCUCCCUAUCGGGUUCUUCAUUUUUAAGGUAAAACAUCUUUGGAUAUUUUUCUACAAUUCCACAAUUUUGUUCACAUUAUCUGCAUGUUUUCAUAUCGACAUAUAUAAUCCAAACAGAUUUUUCUCUCCGUCUUCACAGGUGACCAAAGAGGUAAGUUACAUUUAAACACAAUCCUGUUGACUGUAUGACAAACUACAUUGUGCAACUAGAUAUACAGAGAGUGGUAUCAUCUGCAUAGACGUAUUCUCUUUAUGUUUUUAUAGUACGAAACACAGAGAGGGAAAUUACCAGCCGCUUUCUUCCGUGAAAAUAGACCUGUUGCUGGACCAGAACACAUAAUAAACCUCCGUGAGGUGACGAUGUUGGUGGCCCUGCAGCCAGGUGAAUACGUGAUCGUGCCGUCGACCUACCUUCCCAAUGAGACAGCGUCCUUCAUGCUGAAAAUCGUCUCCAAGGCUGAGAUCCAGAUCUUGUAAGAUCCUCACAAAUUUCCAUUGAAGUGAAAAUUUCAGGAGUACUUCAUUGAAGACAUGACAAGACAUUGUGAAAUUAAAACAUAUUAACACACCAAAAGUGCAAAAGUCAGUUAGUCAAAGGAAACAAAGUUCCCGUUCAUCGUUCAAAUGAGGCCAUAAACCAGGGGUGGGCAAUCAUGUGCCAUGGAGGGCCGAGAGGCUGCAGGUUUUCUUUCCAACCCAAAACUCCACCAGGUGAUUUCACUGAUCAGUCCCUGCUCUCUGCUUGGAGGUAAUCAGUGAAAUCACCUGGUGGAGUUUUGGGUUGGAAAGAAAACCUGCAGCCUCUCGGCCCUCCAUGGCACAUGAUUGCCCACCCCUGCCAUAAACUGUCUUAAACUGACUGAAACUUGACUGACUUGCUAAAGGUAUUCAGUUUGAAGUUUGUACAUUGAAGGCUCAUUGCCGCAACAGACGAUAGACAUAAUCUAAAUUCUUAAGGUCCUUACACACCAGGCGCGAAUUCGCCGGACAAAUUAGUAGGCGAAUAUCUGGACCUGCUAGACCUCUGGCCAAUCAAAAGUCAUGUUGCUGAUGACGUCACAGACCCAUGCGGCUGCAGUUCACACGACACACACCACCACUGGCACCAAGAGCAACGAUGGGAGAGAGUGUGUACCACAGAGUGGUCGCCCGGUGUGUAUAAGCGAAAGCGAUUUUUCGGACUGGCAAAUAUUUUCCCAUUUUCGUCUUGCUUUUUCGCUUCGCUCUGCGAAUUCGCCAGUGUGUAAGGACCUUUAGGCUGUAUAAUUGCUUUGUUGCGCUUGCGGACCGUUAGCCAACCCUAGAAGAUCGAACGCCGCUUUUCUCACCUUUAGAGUAGCGAGAUUCGCCGCCCAAGCCUUCAUUUUAAUUCAUCCAAUGAAUCCAGCAGAAUCCGAUCACAGUCAUUCUCAGCCCAGAAACAUGCUAACGGUGUUUCUGCGAAGCUUCUUGGAUGUUGAUCCAACAUUAAAACCCUUUUACAACUCAUGCUUAGAUUAAACAUUUUGCUCACUUUUAACAGUGAGAUGUAUGAGUAUAUAAAUUCGUAACACAAUACGUUUUAUCCAUAAUCUUUUAACAUGAGUAUCCUCUAUUUUAAAUUAUUUUUUACCUUUUUCGACUUUAGUCAGCGCUGAACUUCAACUUGAUCCUGAAGGCGUAAUAAAUCAUGCUGAUGUGGUUUUUCUUUCCUCGCAGUGAGGAUGACGGCGGGUUCUACGAACAUGUGGGAGAUGGCGAGGUGAUUCAUUUAUUCAUUAUUCUAUUCAUUUAUAUGUUUAUUUACUUAUCUAUCUAUUUAUGUAUUUGUUUAUUUAGUCAGUUAAUAAAGGUACAGUGUAUUUUGUUUGACACGGGUAUGAAAAUGUAAAUGUGCCAGGUUGCAUGUUGUUGAUACAGAUGUAAAUGUACAUCAAGUUUGCACACAAAAAUCAGACAACUUUCGUCACCUCAUCUAACAAAAACCCAAUUACAAUAAUAUGGAAGGUGGCUGCACAACUUUACCCAAGAUAAACCAGGAAUUAAGUCGGUCAGGGGUAUUGCACAUGAAUGCAAAGGCGCUCUGCAACCACACCAGCGUAAGUGUUAGUGCAGCUGCACAAAGCUCCACUGCACACAAUUUGCAGGACCAGAAAUGUUGAUGUGUUUACUUUUGCACAGGGUUUGAACACAAUGAUGUGCUUUUGUACAUUUUACGGCAUAAUAGUGUCAUGCAUACUGCAGACAGGUGUGUGUAUGCACAUUAGACGUGGACUUAAAUCUGAUUUGUUUUCGAUCUUAAGAAGCCUGCCUCAGACAAAAAAGGAGCUGGGAAGGAGGACAAGGGAAACCUGGACCGUCAACUCUCUCAAAAGGUGAUUUAAAUUAACCUCAUGUAAAAUAAGACACAUGAUACCAGGUCCGCAAAAUGAUUUGUCAUGUUUUGGUUUGUUUUAUUUUAAGGGUAAAUGAGCAGAUUUGAACAUCUUUGAAAUCCAUUUGCAUAACUUCAAUACAAGGAUAAAUAUGAUUAUCAUUACCAACAUGGCAGCCAGAUAAGUCUUUACUUAUUCUCUUUUUUCAACAGUAUGAGGACGUCGAUGCUGAGCAGCUCCAAAUGAUCCUGAACGACAAAAUCCUGAAAGGUUUGAACUGUAAAUACCUGCAGCUUUUAUGAACCAUAUGGGCCUAAAAUAUAUCCAGUACAUCUAAACGUGUGUCUGUUUCUGUUAUUUAGGAGACACCAAAGACGGGGGUUUCAAACUUGAAGCUUGCCGCAGCAUGGUCGCUCUGCAUGAUGUAUCCUUCGAUUAAAUCAUGAAUUUGUGCAAAAAUAUAAGCACCUCUUUUCUUUCCCUCGACUCUUAUUUGCCAGAAGAGGAAUCUCUGUCAGUAAAUGCAGAGAAAUGAAGCAUGAAACUUAUUUUAGUUGUGUUUAAAUUCCUUAAUGUUGGGUCGAAUAGGUGUCAAUAACCGGGAAACUAAGCCAUGAGGAGUUUCUCUCUUUUUGGGGCAAGAUCGUCAGCUACAAUGUGAGAAAAUAAAAUGAACGGGAGACCUCUAAAAGUGACGGAUUUUAUUUGGUGCUGUUUUUUUAUGGCAAAGUUUGACAUAACUUUACUUCUGUUUUCUUUUAAACCAGGACGUCUUCACACAAAAAAGUGUCUCACAGACAAGAAAACUCUCGCUCAGUGAGCUCAAGGCUGCGCUCGCGGCCCUAGGUAGAUGAACAAUCAGCAACAACAUACAAACCAAAAAUAGUUGGGGUGUUGGGGGACCACAUACUGAAUCAAAAAGGUGCCAUCGUGCUAAAAGUGCUAAAUGCUAAAGUGCGCAGUGCUCGCUGACAGAAAUAAUCGUCUCAUAAAUCCUGUUGCAGGAAUACGGAUGCGUGGAAACCUGCUGGACUUGAUGGCUCUGCGUUACGGUUUCUCCUCCGGACAGGUGACUCUGCAGAACUUCAUCGAGAUGGUCCUUCGACUGGAACGCAUGGACUGUGAGUGAAUUCACACGACUGACCGCUGUAACUCUCUUACACCUUCAUUUCUUCAGAUUUGAUUUCCGACAGGGCUCAAACAACCCUCUCUGUCGAAUGUUGAUUUGUUUUUUUCUUUUUUUUUCCUAACAGGGUACUUCAACCAGUUGUCAAAGGGGACGACUUUGACUCUUCAUGAAGAGGAUGUAAUAAAGCUUCUUAGUUUGUGAUCAUUUUAACUGUUUUAUUGAUCUCAAUGCCGCAAAUAUAUUAAUUUUUUUUUAACCUUUUCAGUGGCUGUCCGUCUCCAUGUACACCUGAGCUGACAGAAGACGAUCAGCAGAUGAUGUGGAAGCAAAACCAGAUGAUCUACAAAUGAGGUCUUCCUCUGAAUGAAUCAACAGGAUUUUUAUUUGAGCUUAAUAUUAAGGAGUGCAGUUAAAAAAUGUCCGUCUCUUGUUUUCUGUCUUGUAUUUCCUUCCUCUUGUGAUGCAUAGUUGAACAAAGAGU
This is a messenger RNA of Xyrichtys novacula (pearly razorfish), 29105 nucleotides long. The record is from the annotation of a GenBank genome assembly. Lineage: Eukaryota; Metazoa; Chordata; Actinopteri; Labriformes; Labridae.